UGCUUUAAUAGGAAUGGGUCAUAUACAUGUACCUGUAUGCCAGGCUAUGCUGGAGAUGGAUAUAGAUGCCAAGAUAUCAAUGAAUGUAUUACUAGUAACUCAUGUAGUGAUAAUGCGGAUUGUAUGAAUACUGAUGGUUCACAUAUUUGUAUAUGCAAGCAAAGCUUUCAUGGCAAUGGAACAACAUUCAAUGAUGUUAAUGAAUGCCUUUACGGAUAUAUCGAUGAGUGUACCUUCAGUAACCAAUGUGACUCCAAUGCCGACUGUACCAACAAUGUAGGAUCUUAUAAUUGCCGACAUAAAAAUGGAUAUAUUGGCAGCUGUAGAUCAUGCUCAGAUAUAAAUAAAUGUGCUACUAGUAUUCAUUCAUGUUCUAUAAAUGCUUCCCAAAUUUGUAAUAACACCGUCGGAAGUUAUACAUGUUCAUGUAUUCAAGGUUACGAGUUAAGUAGUGAUAAACUUACUUGCGUGGAUAUAAAUGAAUGCCAACGAUUUAGACCAUGUGACCAAGUUUGUAUUAAUACAGAAGGAUCGUUUACAUGUGAAUGUGAACAAGGUUUUGAACUAAAUAAUAACAACCUAACAUGUAGCACUGAGUGUGAAGAUGUCGAUGAAUGCAGCCUCAAUCCUAGUCCAUGUAAUCAACUAUGUACAAACAGCGAUGGUAGCUAUACAUGUAGUUGUAUGAACGGCUAUCGAUUUGGUUCAGAUGGUUGGACAUGUUACGAUAUUAAUGAAUGUUUAGAAAAUAAUCCCUGUAGUCAAAAUGCAAACUGUACCAACGCACCUGGUUUAUAUUCUUGUCAAUGCAAAAUUGGUUAUACUGGCAAUGGUAAAAUUUGUAGCGAUAUCGAUGAAUGUUUAACAGGUUCAAAUAUGUGUUCUUCUAACGCUAGUUGUAUGAACAACAAUGGAUCAUACUCUUGUAUGUGCAAGCCAGGCUUUAUAGGGAAUGGAUAUACAUGUCAGGAUAUAAACAAUUGUACAUCUGGAUUACGCCGGUGCUCAGUUAAUGCGGCUUGUAGUAACAGCAUUGGAUCGUAUACAUGUGGUUGUAAUAGUGGCUAUUCAGGAGAUGGAUUUACUUGUCAGGAUAUCGAUGAAUGCAAUGCUACUAGUCUCAAUAUGUGCGUUAAUAAUUUUCAGUGUAUUAACACUAAUGGAUCAUAUCAAUGCAAGUGUAACGCUGGUUAUUUUGGAAAUGCACGAAUUAAUUGCAGUGACGUCGAUGAAUGCUCAAACAACAUCUGUAAUAGUAAUCAAAACUGUAUUAAUUUACCGGGUACUUACAAUUGCCAAUGUAAAGUUGGUUUCACUGGAUCUAGCUGUGUCGAUAUCAAUGAAUGUCUGGCAGCAGAAUCAUGUGGAAUUAACGCUGUAUGUCGAAACACUUUAGGUUCAUAUACAUGUACAUGUUUGAUUGGCUAUCAAGGCAAUCCAUACUCCAAUCCCGGUUGU
This is a messenger RNA of Trichoplax adhaerens, 1458 nucleotides long. RefSeq lists its product as uncharacterized. The transcript has 6 exons. The annotation marks the transcript as partial. Lineage: Eukaryota; Metazoa; Placozoa; Uniplacotomia; Trichoplacea; Trichoplacidae. The record is from RefSeq and is a predicted model, not a curated record. Gene Ontology annotation, molecular function: calcium ion binding.